AUGUGGAAAAUUGCGCUGUUAGUGGUUCUAUGUGCCUUAAAUUUAUGGCUUAUAGAAGCUCAAUCUAAUCGAGAAUAUUGCGAAAGUUUGUAUAGAGAUUGCUUAAGAUUUACACCCAGAUUGGGACGAUAUGAUGAGACUAUAGAUUCCUUUAAUCGACAUUGUCGAAGAGAGCGCCUGAGAUGGAAUGAUGUAUCUCGGUGUGAAAUGGAAAAGGCCACCUGUCUGUUAAUCCUGCAUCGCUGUGAUGACAUGUCUUGCCGGAAUAUUGCCGAAACACUUGGUUUAUAA
Molecule: messenger RNA, 291 nt
Organism: Drosophila serrata
Lineage: Eukaryota; Metazoa; Arthropoda; Insecta; Diptera; Drosophilidae
Gene: Eig71Ek
Product: ecdysone-induced gene 71Ek
Source: RefSeq, a predicted model, not a curated record